GUUUUAUAAGCAAAAGUAGAAAUUGAAUUUUCCAUUAAUAGCCAAAUGAUGAGGUGUCUAUUUUUAGUGGCAAUUAUUCUUGUUGCCGUCAGGGCCCAAAUACUGAGCCAAUCGGAAAAGGAAAAAAUGAGAGCGAUCCACGAGGGUUGCAUGAAGGAAACAGGGGCAGAUCAAGCCUUAAUCCACAAAGCGGUUAAAGGUGAAUACGUGGACGAUCCGAAGCUGAAGAACCAAAUUUUCUGUGUGACUCAAAAAAUCGGUUUCACCGACGAAUCAGGGGAAAUUAUGAAGGACCUAACAGUGAAAAAACUGACCGAAAAGUUCAAGAACGAGAAAGUGAUUAAUGCUGCUGUUGAAAAAUGUGUCGAUAAGAAAGCCACUCCGAGUGACACUGCUUUUGAGUUUGUAAAAUGUUUACACUCGUACGCCCCAGAAGGUCUCGACAUUAUGACUCUAAUGGCUUAGAGCGGUUUAAUUAGGGCAAAAUUUAAUGUAAUAGAGUUUCAAAUAAACACCAACCACACUGUGGGGAAAUUUA
This is a messenger RNA of Dendroctonus ponderosae (mountain pine beetle), 538 nucleotides long. Its product is annotated as B2 protein. Lineage: Eukaryota; Metazoa; Arthropoda; Insecta; Coleoptera; Curculionidae. The transcript has 2 exons. Gene Ontology annotation, molecular function: odorant binding. Bases 46 to 465 code for a protein of 139 amino acids. Gene Ontology annotation, biological process: sensory perception of smell. The record is from RefSeq and is a predicted model, not a curated record.